AUGGCAUCAAUCAUCAUUGGUUCACAAUGGGGUGACGAGGGCAAGGGAAAGCUCGUCGACAUCCUCUCGCAGGACUAUGACAUUGUCGCUCGUUGCCAAGGUGGUGCCAACGCUGGUCACACCAUUGUCGUCGACGGCAAGAAGAUCGCUCUGCAUCUCAUCCCAUCGGGUAUCCUCAACGAGCGCGCCACCUGCGUGCUUGGCAACGGACUCGUCAUUCACUUGCCCACCUUUUUCAAGGAGGUCGAGGGUCUGAAGCAGAAGGGCAUCAAAUACGAGAACAGACUCUUUGUCUCUGAUCGUGCUCAUCUUGUCUUUGACGUUCAUCAAAUCUGUGACCAGUUGAAGGAGGCUGAGCUCUCCAACGGUGCCUCAAACGACAGUAUUGGCACUACCAAGAAGGGAAUUGGUCCGGCGUACAGCAGCAAGGCCUCUCGUGGUGGCCUGAGAGUCUGUGAUCUCUUCCACUUUGAUAUCUUCAAGAAGAACCUCACCAGACUGGUUGAGAACAAGAGAAAGAGAUUCGGAAACUUCGAGUACAAUAUAGAGGAGGAGCUGAAGAGAUACGAGGGCUAUGCUGAGCAGAUUCGCCCAUUCGUCAUCGAUUCGGUCUACUUCAUGAACCAGGCCUUCAAGGAUGGCAAGAAGGUCUUGAUCGAGGGUGCUCAAUCCACUAUGCUGGAUCUGGACUUUGGCACCUACCCAUACGUGACUUCGUCCGCCUCCUCCGUCGGAGGUGCCUGCACCGGUCUGGGUAUCGCACCCAACAAGAUCGUCAACCAGAUUGGAGUGGUCAAGGCUUACACUACCCGUGUCGGCGCCGGCCCAUUCCCAACUGAGCUGCACGGAGAUGAAGCCGAGGCUCUGAGAAAGGAAGGAGGCGAGUACGGUACCACCACCGGUCGUCCAAGACGUAUUGGUUGGUUGGACGUUGUUGUCCUGCGUUACACUGGCCUCAUCAACGACUUCACCGAGCUCAACUUGACCAAGUUGGACGUCCUCAGCAACACUCCAGAGAUCAAGAUCGGUGUUGACUACAAGUACAACGGAGAGGUUCUGAAAUCUUUCCCAGCCUCAUUGGAGGUCCUUGCUCAGUGUGAGGUCGUCUAUGAGACGUUCAAGGGUUGGAACACCAACCUCGCCAACUGCAAGUCCUUUGACGAGCUGCCAGUUGAGGCCAAGGUCUACAUCAACCGUAUUGAGGAGUUGACCGGAAGGAGAGUCAAGUGGAUCGGUGUCGGACAGGACAGAUCAUCCAUGAUCAUCAAGCCAUAA
This is a messenger RNA of Acytostelium subglobosum LB1, 1275 nucleotides long. RefSeq lists its product as hypothetical. The transcript has 4 exons. Gene Ontology annotation, biological process: IMP metabolic process; 'de novo' AMP biosynthetic process. Gene Ontology annotation, molecular function: adenylosuccinate synthase activity; GTP binding. The coding region runs from base 1 to 1275 and encodes 424 amino acids. Gene Ontology annotation, cellular component: cytoplasm. The record is from RefSeq and is a predicted model, not a curated record. NCBI's taxonomy places the organism in Eukaryota, Evosea, Eumycetozoa, Acytosteliales, Acytosteliaceae.